AUGAUCAUUCGGCACGCCUUACCGCGACUUUACGCGCCCUUCAGACCUUAUGCCAGCCUCUCCUCCUCCCGCCGUGCCUUCUCCACCACCGAGCUCAGCAAUGGAAUAACUCUGGCAUACGACCUCCACGAGCCGAGCAAAGACGCACAGAAGCAAGACAACGAAGAUGCUCCGCCCAUUCUCUUCAUCCACGGUCUGUUCGGAUCGAAGAAGAAUAACAGGAGCAUGAGUAAAGUCUUUGCUCGUGAGCUGAAGAGACCCGUCUAUGCCCUCGACAUGCGCAACCAUGGCGACUCCUCCCACAACCCUACGCACAACUACUCCGCUCUAGCCGAGGACGUGGAACUCUUCAUCCAACAUCACAACCUCUCCAAACCAACCCUCAUCGGACACUCCAUGGGAGCCAAAACGGUCAUGACAGUCGCCCUACGCGAAAAAGUCCCGAUUGCAAACCUCAUCCCCGUCGACAACGCCCCCGUAGACGCAGCGCUCCACGGCGACUUCAACAAGUACGUGCAAGGCAUGCGAGAGAUUGAAGAGGCAAAAUGCAAGAGACAGACGGACGCCGACGCCAUUCUCAAGAAAUACGAAGACAGUCUCGCCAUCCGCCAGUUCCUGCUGGGCUGCUUCGUGCGGUCCGAAGAGGGCACGUACACGGCCAAAGUGCCGUUGAAAAUCCUCACGGCUGCGCUGGCUCACAUGGCCGAUUUCCCGUUCAAGGACCCGGAUCAGACGAGGUUUGAGGGCCCGAUGUUGAUGGUGCGCGGGACGAAGAGCCAUUAUGUUGCGGAUGAGAUGUUGCCGACUGUUGGUCGCUUCUUCCCCAAGUUUGAGCUGGCGGACAUCGAUGCAGGGCAUUGGGUUAUCAGUGAACAGCCGGAGGAGUUUAGAAAAGCCGUGGUGGAGUUCUUGCAAGACAAGGACUGA
Messenger RNA from Neohortaea acidophila, 927 nucleotides. RefSeq names its product Alpha/Beta hydrolase protein. Bases 1 to 927 code for a protein of 308 amino acids. Gene Ontology annotation, cellular component: mitochondrion. Lineage: Eukaryota; Fungi; Ascomycota; Dothideomycetes; Mycosphaerellales; Teratosphaeriaceae. The record is from RefSeq and is a predicted model, not a curated record. The transcript is spliced from 3 exons.